Adineta ricciae is the source of this 897-nucleotide messenger RNA. Lineage: Eukaryota; Metazoa; Rotifera; Eurotatoria; Adinetida; Adinetidae. The record is from the annotation of a GenBank genome assembly.
AUGUUAUUACAUCGACUUAUUCUCUCAACAGUGAAUCGUUCGAGUCAAUUGAAAUUUGUUCGAUUAAUUGCAACAUCAUCAGUACAAAUUGAAUUCAAAGAUGGACUUGCCAACAUCACAGUUCCUCUACCAAGCCGUGGCGAAUCAUGUGUUUUUCAAUUAAAACCGUUUAACACAACCAUUGGGGAUUUCAUUGAUGUUUUACAAAAAGAAGACCGUGGGAUUGAUCGAGCGUCGGUUUAUCUUUCGGAUGGAUCUCGUCUGUCGCGGAAUUCACCAAUUGAAUUGAUUUUCGAAGAAGCAUCGACAUUGCGAGUCAAUGAAACUUCAUAUAAUAUUCAACCACCGACUCUAUUUACUUCGAAUAAACCAUCACGAGAUGUUCUUUCGGACGUUUCGAAUUCGAUUACAAAGCUUUAUUAUGACCUACGUCUUAAUCAGUAUGUUACCUAUCGAGAGCGAGAGUUGGAAAAACAAUUAGAAUACUUACGCAACACUGUUCAGCCACUGAAUGAAAUUCAUCAACAAUUAGCUAAUAAAGCGAUUCGACGAUUGAAAUGGAUUCAAUGGUCAAUUCUGGCAGGAAUGGCUUUUCAAACUGGUGUAUUGUUUCGCUUAGUGUGGAUUGACUAUAGUUGGGAUAUUAUGGAACCUUUUACUUACUUUAUUUCGUAUUCAACUGUAUUUAUGGCUUAUUGUUAUUAUGUUCUUCGUCGUAAUGACAUGAAGUAUAUGAAUAUGUCGGAUUAUUUCUAUUUGAAAAUCUUACAUCGUUUAUUGCGAAAGAAAAAUUUCGAUAUCGCACGUUAUAAUGCUUUGAAAAAUGAAAUUAUGAUUGUCGAACACGACCUUCAACGUCUCAAAGAUCCCUUAGAUCGUAUUAUUGGCACACCGUAA